UGGUUGUAUAAAAAAAAUCUCUUUAUUCAAUGACUUACCAACCUGAUGAAACAUUUCACGGAAGCUUUACGUCAUAUUUCAGGUAAGCCAGCCGACUGGUUGUCUGCCAACCCUGGGGGUAACAACAACAGCGGCACAGACUUAGCAGUUACAUCAAAUAGUUUCAUAUCCAGCAUGAUGCUCAAUGACAAUGUAGUCAUAGUUGUUUUCGCCAUCCUCGUGAGUUGUGCCAGUAUAGACCUGACAUGUUUUCCUGGGUGCACGAGCACAAAAUCUUGGUCAUCCUGUCUUCCCGACCAUUCUAAACCAUCACAUAUUCAUCCCAGUCGGAAGAUAGGCGCCUGUAUAUUAUGCCGUGCGCAUCUACAGGAACAGCCAGUACUAAAUAACACCUACCAUCCAAACUCAACAUGCCUUCCUAACAGCAACCGAGUAGGAAUCCAGGGGUUUUCGUUUGGGGUACUGUCAGUUGAGAAACUACGACCGCCCCAGCAAUCAAAAGUACAUGACCUUGCUCUCAUUGAGUGUGGAAUCACAGAUUUGGAACAGGGUCUUUUGGCUGAGUUUCCUGACUUGCAGUGGUUAUAUCUUGACUACAACAACCUGACCCACGUCAAGCAAAACUGGUUCGAUGCUGAGCAGUUUAAAACCCCUCGUUUGUACUACCUGUCGUUGUCACACAACUACAUAAGUAACAUAGAUUCAAAAUGCUUUGAAAAGCUUCCUUUCCUGCACACACUGAUACUUGACAGUAACCGUUUGCAAAGUGUCCAGCCAUCUUGGUUUCACAAGCUAAAGUUAGACAAACUUUCUUUGAAAUCAAAUUCUAUCAAAAGCGUUGCUCUGCAGACGUUUAAGUCCAUGUCCCGGAACCUAAACCUAGACUUGAGUAUGAAUGAGUUGACCUGUUUGUCAAGGGAAACUGUAGAAGGGAUACCCAAACUAAGAAAACUGUCACUGGGUGGGAAUAUGUUGCUUGCUGUCCAUAAUUUGGUAAUGAGGUGGCAAAUUGUCUAUCAGUACUACAGGUUUUCCGGCCAGCGGAUUGCGGUAAUGGUUAACGAAACGCUUUUCUGUAUCACUGCAGUCCCCCUACUGAAGCAAUUUUAUCAGGUCCAGAUGGAAUGUAACCCCCAGACACAUGCAGCAUGGCCAAGUAUUGACAGUCGAUGCACUUUUCUUACUACCAGUAGACUAACAAGAAGCCAGAAAAAGUACAGCUUUCCGUUGAUUCUCAUAUCAGUAAAUAACUCAGAAUCAGACAAAUAUGCUAAAAACACCGCCCACUUGUGCCAACAUGCUUGGGAAAAUGUCUCCACUGUAAAGGUAGCGUUACGGGGAGACACUACUCUGCAGAUUGUCCCCAUAGGUGUAGAGAAAUCCUACAAUCCUCAAAGUUUUGCUAUAGUUCUAUCAGAUGUCAUCAUGUCAAAAGAAAACACCACUGCGUCUCCUCUUGAAGAAAUGACGAAUAUAACAUGUUUGGUCUACACUUGGGAUAAGACCUACCAACAUGUCUUCACCGCACCCUUGUCUAGUACUCCUGAUGACCCCGUGUGUGUAGAAAAGGCCACAAGAAAUCCUGGUAGUACCUUCAACGGUACACGAGAGGGGAUAGCUCUGACCACAAGAGAAUCUAACAUCACAACAACAAAGGUAACUCUGAAUCAGACAAGCAGACUGACUACAGUGUGUACAUGUAGUCCCUGUCCAAAUGGAACUGUGACAAAGGAGAGAUCCCCACAUGUAGCGAUCGUUAUAAUGGGAACUGUAAUAGGGGUAGUGCUGGUAGAACUGCUGGUAGCGUACGUUAUCAGAAGGCAGCGUUGUUGUUCACGGGGCCACCUAGCGGGAGUCCGUGGUACAGCACCUAACAGGUGUCAGCAGUCAUCAGGUGAUGAUCAACAGUACAGUGAAAUUCCCGACGAGUACUACAACCAACAAAACACUGUGCAAUCCACCACACCACGGACUGAUCAUCAUAAGUACUACAACUACCACCGUAACUCAAGACCAGGGGCACAAAAUCCUUACUGGGAAAUCCCGGAUGAGUACUACAGCCGCUACCACACGUACACAUACCCUCCGACACGCCGGGUGCCUGACAAGAGCUACUCUGUAACAAUUAAUGCUGCUGCAGCUGAGGUGGUCCUUCCUUCAUCAACCAGGCGGGGCGGCAAACAUCCAUCCUACGAUAUAGCUCCACAAGUCUGGAGAGACUCACAGAACCACCAGAUACCUGUACGUGGGCGUCAGACUAAUAUCAGAUCACACAGAAUUGUAGCGCCUAGUAGUAAUCCAAGAUAUAUGAAUCUGAUUGGUAAAUAUUGCAAAACAUUGAGAACUGCAAAGUUCAGAAAGCAGAGAAUGCCUCUGUACAAUAAUCCCUUUACCCAGCCCGACAGACAUCAGAAAAGUUCAAAGUACGAGGCCGCACUCAGAGCUGAACCAUCAAAAAACCAAAGUCACCCAAACAUAUCAUGUCAACAGGCUUCAAAAGGGGUCAUUAACAUUUCUCAAGGUCUUACACUGGCAAGGUGUGAGCGUGAUAGCAAAGGUCAAGUUCACAGGUCCAAAACUCUAGACAUGAGUGUAUCUCACUUAAUGAAGUCCACAAAAAAGGCAAGCCAUCAUCGUCAGAGUAUUUAGGUAUGAUCACAGGUUCAGGUCAUGAAAUAUAAAACAACAUACCACCAUGGCACGACCGUCUUUCUUCGGCCUAACCCCAUAACCAAUGAAAACUUGUUGCCAAACGACUAACGCAGUAGCAUGCUGAAGGUUAACUUUCCAAUGUUUAACUAAAUUUUACUGCAUGCUGAGGAAACGAAAUAGAAAAAAGUGGUAAAUUCUGACCCUUUACCAUUUUGCACGAGUGACUUUACAGAGAGCAAGCUUUUUAUACCCUGAAUGUUUAAAUAAUUCUCAUCCAAGUGUGCAUUUGUACAUCCCCUUUUGA
Messenger RNA from Branchiostoma belcheri (Belcher's lancelet), 2956 nucleotides. RefSeq lists its product as uncharacterized. The coding region runs from base 46 to 2649 and encodes 867 amino acids. The record is from RefSeq and is a predicted model, not a curated record. Gene Ontology annotation, molecular function: protein binding. NCBI's taxonomy places the organism in Eukaryota, Metazoa, Chordata, Leptocardii, Amphioxiformes, Branchiostomatidae. The transcript has a single exon.